Messenger RNA from Penicillium chermesinum, 1914 nucleotides. Its product is annotated as 2-isopropylmalate synthase. The transcript has 5 exons. The coding region runs from base 1 to 1914 and encodes 637 amino acids. The record is from RefSeq and is a predicted model, not a curated record. Gene Ontology annotation, molecular function: 2-isopropylmalate synthase activity. Gene Ontology annotation, cellular component: mitochondrion. NCBI's taxonomy places the organism in Eukaryota, Fungi, Ascomycota, Eurotiomycetes, Eurotiales, Aspergillaceae. Gene Ontology annotation, biological process: L-leucine biosynthetic process.
AUGCCGAUGCUCAAAGAUCCCUCAAAGAAAUAUAAGCCGUUCAAGCCUUUGAACCUUCCCAACCGCACAUGGCCGGACAAGACCAUCGACAAGGCCCCUCGCUGGUUGGCCACGGACCUGCGUGAUGGCAACCAAUCUCUCCCAGACCCAAUGGAUGGCGAGCAAAAAUACCGCUUCUUCAAAAAGCUGGUCGAGAUCGGCUACAAGGAAAUCGAAGUCUCAUUUCCCUCCGCCUCACAAACGGAUUUUGAUUUCACCCGCCGUCUUGUGGAAGAGCCCGGACUCACUCCAGAUGAUGUGUGGCUCCAGGUCCUUUCGCCUUGCCGUGAGGAUCUCAUUCGCCGCACCGUCGACUCGCUGAAGGGUGCUAAGAAGGCCAUCCUGCACAUCUACCUCGCAACCAGCCCAUGCUUCCGUCGCAUCGUUUUCAACAUGGACCGCCAGAAGUCUCUCGAGAUGGCCGUAAAGUGCACCAAGUAUGCUCGUUCCAUCACUAAGGACGACCCCUCGUGCGCUGGUACAGAAUGGCAGUUUGAGUUCUCGCCCGAGACUUUCUCCGACACUGAGCCAGAUUUUGCUGUUGAAGUCUGUGAGGCUGUAAAGGCUGCAUGGGAACCAACUCCCGAGAACCCCAUCAUCUUCAACUUACCCGCUACAGUCGAAAUGUCCACCCCCAAUGUCUAUGCCGACCAAAUUGAAUACUUCUGCACUCACAUGACUGAACGCGCCAAGUUUGUUGUCUCUCUUCACCCCCACAACGACCGGGGUUGCGCUAUUGCGGCCGCCGAGCUGGCUCAGAUGGCCGGCGCCCAGCGUGUCGAGGGUACCCUCUUCGGAAAUGGCGAGCGUACCGGCAAUGUCGACUUGGUUACUCUCGCCCUCAACCUUUAUACCCAAGGUGUUUCACCUAAUGUUGACUUCUCGGAUAUCAACUCUGUCAUCAAGGUGGUUGAAGAGAGCAAUAAGAUUCCUGUCAACGAGAGGUGGCCCUAUGGCGGCUCCCUCGUCUCGGUAGCCUACAGUGGCUCUCACCAAGAUGCCAUCAAGAAGGGCUUCAAGAUCCGGGAGGACGCGAAGGCGACUGACGAUGAUGAGUGGGUCAUGCCAUAUCUGCCCCUUGACCCACAAGAUAUUGGCCGCAACUACGAGGCCGUCAUCCGUGUCAACUCCCAAAGCGGCAAGGGCGGUGCUGCCUGGGUCAUCCUGCGCAGCCUGGAGCUGGAUCUCCCCCGUGCUCUGCAGAUUGAAUUCAGUAAGAUUGUCCAGAAGGAAACCGAGGCUCUCAGCCGCGAGCUGCGCGCCUCCGAAAUCGUCAAUCUCUUCGAAACCGCAUACCACCUCAAGUCAAACCCUCGUUUCAACCUGAUCGAUUACAACAUCACCACCGACCGUUCGCAGUCACCUGCCCCCCCCGAGCCUGGCAAGGCUCUCAACACCAAGAACUUGAAACGUCGGUUUACCGGUAUCAUUGAGAUCGACAGCCUUCAGCACGCUAUCACCGGUGUUGGUCCUGGUGCCCUUUCUGCUCUGGCAGCAGCGCUCUGCACCCUCGGAAUUGACCUCGAUGUCAUUGACUACAAGGAGCAUUCUAUCGGUCUUGGUCGUGAUGUGAAGGCCGCAACCUACAUUCUCUGCUCGGCCGCUGGUAGCGACCAGCAGGUAUGGGGCGUGGGUAUCCAUCAGGACGUUGUUCAAGGCAGUUUGAUUGCACUUCUCAGCGCCGCCAGCUCAUUCCUUACAUCGAAGGCGGGCUCGCCUGCUCCGUUCCGUCCAAUUCGCUCGAACUCUCUCACCAAUGAGGAUAUUCAAGCGCUCGAGCAGCUUUCUGGCUCUAACGAGGGUCUUGCGGUCAGCUCUGGCUACGUCCCUCAAGUCAACCUUGAGCAGUUAACUAAACAGGCCGAGGCCCAGUAA